Jaculus jaculus (lesser Egyptian jerboa) is the source of this 6224-nucleotide messenger RNA. It is a transcript of the gene Znf507, whose product is annotated as zinc finger protein 507. NCBI's taxonomy places the organism in Eukaryota, Metazoa, Chordata, Mammalia, Rodentia, Dipodidae. The record is from RefSeq and is a predicted model, not a curated record. Bases 142 to 2991 code for a protein of 949 amino acids. Gene Ontology annotation, biological process: regulation of gene expression. The transcript has 6 exons. Gene Ontology annotation, cellular component: nucleus.
GGGAAAGCGGGGCCGACGAGGGCCAGAGAGCCGGCAGCGAGGCGGACGAGGACGAGGGCGAGGGCGAGGGCGAGGGCACGGCGGGGUCCCGGCCGGCCGUAGGAGGCUCGCGGAAGCAGCAGCCCGCCGCCCACCUCAGAUAUGGAAGAAAGCAGCAGUAUCGCCAUGCUGGUGCCAGAUAUUAGGGACCAGGAAGCUGUGUUGACUGCUGGAGGAGCCAUCAGUCCUUUGUUGGAAAGUGAUGAGCAAAGGAAGGUCAAGGCAGAUCCGUUGAUCCAUGUCAUCCAGAAGCUAAGCAAGAUAGUGGAGCAUGAAAAGUCACAGAGAUGCCUUCUGAUUGGGAGAAAGCGCCCAUGGCCGAAUGUGGCGGGCUGCUCCCUUGAAGCCCCAGGACCUUGUGAGGUUCCCACUAAAGUAAGCAAGUCAUCUGCCACUGAGAUGAGAAAGGAUGAGGUGUCACAGGCAAAUUCCACUCCUGACUGUCUUGCCCCUAACAAUGGGAAGGCCAUGUCCUACCAGUGCAGCCUUUGCAAGUUUCUGUCGCCGUCCUUCUCCGUUUUGAAGGAGCACGUCAAGCAGCACGGGCAGCAGGGGGAGGUGACGCUCAUGUGCUCGGAGUGCCAGGUCACCUCCCAGAGCCAGGAGGAGCUGGAAGCCCACGUGGUGAGCGAGCAUGAAAACAGUGCCGCCCCCCAAGCCCAACCCAAAACCCAGCCGAGCACGAGCCACCCCAGCUCCUGUCAGAGGACCACAGAAACAAGGAGCGAAGCCAUCCCAGACACCCCGGGCAGUGCGAGCGGUGCUCCAGCGCUUCCUGUGAAAGCGGCCGCGCCUGAGGCUGAGCCGGGUCGAAGGAAGUGGUACGCCUACGAGCAGUACGGCAUGUAUCGGUGCCUGUUCUGCAGCUACACUUGCGGCCAGCAGAGAAUGUUGAAAACCCACGCUUGGAAACAUGCAGGGGAGGUUGACUGCUCCUAUCCAAUCUUCGAGAAUGAAAACGAGCCCCUCGGCUUGCUGGAUUCCUCAGUGUCCACCACACCUGCUGGGGUCGAGGCAGUGGUCAUUGCCAUUGGAGACAGGGAGCUGAGUAUCCACAACGGACCAUCGGUACAGGUGCAGAUUUGCAGCUCAGAGCCACCGCCUUCCUCACCAUUAGAACAGAGGACAGAGGAGGUCGUACACCUAAGCCAGCCAGUUACCCUUGACCCUAACGAAGAAGAAAUGCUGGAGGUGAUGUCUGAUUCUGAGGAAAACCUGUUUGCUGAUAGCCUGCUCUCGUCAGCACAGAAAAUCAUUAGCAGCAGCCCUAACAAAAAAGGUCACGUCAACGUCAUCGUGGAACGUUUGCCGGGUGCUGAAGAAACACUUUCACCAAAACACUUCCUCAUGAACGCUGACAUAGAAGAGGGGAAAUCCCUGAGCCCAGCAGAGGCCCAGGCGGGCUGUGGGGGGCUGGGUGGCAGCAGCCGUGCUGACGACUGUGCUGUUGACAUUGGGGGGUUGAUCAUAGGCUGGAGCACUGCAGAGAAGAGAGACAGUGAGUUCAGCAAAGGCCUGGCUGCGGAUGAGAACGCGCCACCGGGGCGAAGAAGAACAAACUCUGAGUCUCUCCGGCUCCAUUCCUUAGCUGCAGAAGCCCUUGUCACAAUGCCGGUAAGAGCUGCCGAGCUCACCAGGGCCAGCCUGGGCCACUAUGGGGACAUAGCUCUUUUGGACCCAGACACUGGGCAGAGGCAAGUCGAUAGUCCACUGGCAGCCUAUUCCAAGAUCAUGUCACCACCUAAGAACUCUUCAGAUGGACUGACGAGUUUCCACCAAAGCAGCUCCACGUUGGUGGCACUCCCGGAGGAUAGGCAGGAGCUGCCAGACGGACAAGUUAAGACGGGCAUCAGCAUGUCCCUACUCACCGUGAUAGAAAAGCUGAGAGAAAGGACAGACCAGAACGCAUCUGAUGACGACAUUCUGAAAGAGCUGCAAGACAAUGCCCAGUGCCAGCCUCACAGCGACGCGAGCCUGUUGGGUGCCAGUGUGGUGGAGUACAUCCCGAACGCCGCGCGGCCCUACCGCUGCCGCCUGUGUGACUACGCGAGCGGGAACAAGGGCUACAUCAAGCAGCACCUGCGGGUGCACCGGCAGAGGCAGCCCUACCAGUGUCCCAUCUGCGAGCACACAGCCGACGACAGCAAGGACUUGGAGAGCCACAUGAUCAGCCACUGUAAAGCCAGACUAUACCAGUGCAGGCAGUGCGACGCGUCUUUCCACUACAAGAGUCAGCUGAGGAGUCACGAGAGAGAGCAGCACAGCCUUCCUGACAAGUUGUCAGUAGCAACCUCAAAUGAGCCAAGCAUUUCUAGUGACGUAACUGAUGGAAAAUGUGUUCAGGAAGGGAGUAAGACUUCAGCCCAGAAACAGUAUCGAUGUGAUGUUUGCGAUUACACAAGUACAACACACGUCGGUGUCAGAAACCACAGACGCGUCCACAACUCUGAUAAGCCAUACAGGUGUUCGCUGUGUGGCUACGUGUGCAGCCAUCCUCCUUCCUUGAAGUCGCACAUGUGGAAACAUGCGAGUGACCAAAAUUACAACUACGAGCAAGUGAACAAGGCCAUUAAUGAGGCCAUCUCACGGAGCGGCAGAGUUCUCGGGAGGCCCCCAGGGAAGACGCCACUGACCAGCAGUGGGGAGAGAGCUGGGCCUGUCCCUGGAGCUUCCGAAAGCUUGGCGUCGGCCUCGGAGCUGGCUCCCCAGCCACCCAGCGACGCGCCGGAUGGGCAGCCGCAGCCGAGCCCCGCAGGCCGCCCCUGCGCCAUGGGCAAGGGCUGCGGCCCGGCCCCCGGGCCCGAGCUCUGCGUGCUGCUCUUCUGUUGCUGUAUCUGCGGCUUUGAGUCCACGAGCAAGGACAGCGUCCUAGCUCACAUGAAAGAGCAUGAGGACGAGGUCGUCAGCGUCAUCUUGAACAAGGACCAUGGCACGGCCCUGCACGCCGACUAGCCGAGGAAGGCUCUGGGGACUGCGCCACCCUUCCUGCUGCCAGACAGUCACCUCCCAGCGCAGAAGUAGGUGGUGUGAGCUGACGGGAGGCCAUGGCAGGUGAGCGGCAUAAAUUCCAUGUGUGGGGAAGCAACUGGAGAAGGAAGGAACAUGUCACCCUUUGUCACCCUUCUUGGUGUUGAGUGUGUUUAUUACUCAGAGCUUAUGAUAGUUUCGAGUCGUGCCAGCAGACGUUCAGAAAGGGCUUUGCAGGAGCUCUUCUCACCCGUCCCCAGUACCACAGUCGAGCAGAGCCAAUCUUCCCUGGGGCUCAGAGCUGCCUCUCCAGCACACAGGCCCCAUGUUGCAACAGAGUCAACAUGGGACCUGUCAGAGGCCUCGGAAUGACCUACUGAAGAGUCCGUCAUGUGGUCAGUGUAGGUUUGGGUCCUUGACGCCCCAGAGAAGAAGGAAGAGAGAUUUUCAAGUCACAUGUGAGCUGUCAACAUUUAGGAAGUCAGUUACUGGCUUAAAUUUACAGAGAGUUCCCACAAUACUUAGUUCACAGAACAUAGCACAUUUCUCAGAGUGUUUGAGAGAACUGGGCAGCCUUCUCCACAGAUACAUGCAUGCACCAGCCUUCUCUGGUAAGUGGAACACUUCCCUCCCUGUUACCACCACUUGCUACCUGACAGUCUUCAGACAACAAAGGAUGAGGAUUCGCACUGUAGAGCCCAAAGGCUGGUUGUGAUGGCACAUCGCUAGAAUCCCAACAGCAGGGAGGCUGAGGCAGGGGAUCACAAGUUUGAGGCCAGCCUGAGUGAGACCCAGUCUCAAAAAGAACAAUCACUUGUAGGAUAAGAGAUGAAAUUUAGAUGCCUCUUAAAAUCAGUAUAGUUAUUAAGGGUUUUCCUUCUCAGAGUUUAUAUAACUGUGUUUAACAGAAGAAUAACCCAGAAUGACUGAAAAUAUAGUGAAACCUCAGGCCGUAUGUAAGGAUUUUGAUAGGCAGCAAGGUUGGAGCUGUAGCUUGAGGUAGAGUCUGCCUAGCAUGUGUGAGGCCCUAGGUUCAGUCUCAGCACUCAAGAAAACACAGAACUACAAAGAGCUUCUUGUCAGAAAGACCAUGUGGCCAAUCAAUACAAUUUCUUAGAAAUUUUUUUUUUUUUAAGCAUAUAAGGCAACAUAAGUAAGAACUGCGUUUUGCAGUACAGCUCGCCCUGACGUGGGUGCACUUUCAUUAACCAUGCAUUUUGUAAUGUAGUCAUUUCAAAGGACAAGGAAGAUGGCAUGUUUGCUUUCGCUAGUUCGGGUCACUUACCUGGAUAGAUUUUGUCCUGGUCAGAAGCCUCAAGCUCGCCCACCCUGCCCACCCCACUGUGUCCUCUAAACAUCUGAACAUUUGAAUUUUGAUGGCCUGACAUCUACAGUUGAAGCUGUGACCCUGAGAAACUGAGGGCACCAAAACAGUGUUGAAAUAUUCAUACAUUUUAAGUGGAGCCAGGCAUGUUGAAAUGUUAUUAGAUUUGAUUUUUCUUUUUGUUUUCUAAAAGUUCUUUGUGAUAUUUAAAGAGAAAUAACUGUAACUUUACAGGUCUUUGAUUUUAGAUAGUUUUAAUUUAUUUGCGAACCUUAAUCCAUUUCUGAUACAUGAUCCUUGAUGAGAAAAUGAAGUUAUAUAUCUUAAGUUAUAUUUACCUAAAUCCACUGUAUGUGGAUUUAAAUAAAUUUUCAAAAAUUAUAUUUAACUUUCAGUGCAAAUAAAAUAAUUUACAUGAUUCCUUAUUUUUUAAUCACACAUACUGUAAGUCUCUUUCUCAGUGCUUGUCUCACUGAAUAGUAACAACCAUACAUGAAUUCUCUUUGGCUGUGACUUUAUGCCACCUUUUGGAAAAUAGUAAUAACCAAAAACAUCCCCAGCACUUGAGCAGUGUGACUUGUAGAUCCCCUUUUUCAGUCUCUUGAAACCACUUCCAUUGAUUUUUAAGUUCUCCUUUUGAAUCACGAUUUAAAAUUUCUCCCCGCUUUGGAAAGUUAACCCAGAAGUUCAAAAUCUUUAAACUUUUAUAUGAUUCUGGCUUUAGAGUAUCAUUCAGAAUGUCUUCUGGUUGUGGGAGGAACUGUGUGCCCAGGGUAACCCUGUACGCCCUGCCCCCGUGAUCAGUUGUGGCAAGCCUUAAAAAAUGGUGUCUACCAAGGACAGUUGAGUUUUAGUUCCAAAAGUAAUCGUGAAGGUUAAGUGUGCAAUUGUAAUUGUUGAAGAGGUCAUCAUUACAGUCAGUAGGAAUCUCUUCAUAGGGAAACAUUUUGUUUAGUGCUGCUAGAUCUUUUGUCACAUGAAACCCCUGCUGUUUGUUUUCUGCUCUAAGCUCUUGUGAUUCUAAGAUUUGAGAGGGAAAAUCAUUUUUAAAGGAAGUUUACUGGGUUCAGCAGAGAUGAGGAAAGAAAGUGGUACAUUCUGAUCUGUGCAAAUGCAACUUUUCAAGGCUGCGUAUUUUCCCCUUUUCUGACAGUGUGGAAUCUGGUUGAUGUCCCCAGUGUUCCCAGCCCACUUGAUUUUGUAGCCUGUGGCUAGAUGGUGCCACGCUUGACACUGGUUGAAGCCUUUACUGUAGACUUCCCAGUCCUGUUCAAGGUGACUAGUGGUGGUUUCAUAAAUUUUGGUUGUUUUUUUUCCCCUCACAAAAUAAAUGUGGACAUCAUGUUUACAUUGAAUCUCCGGCAGUGUACCCGGCUGACAGAAGAGCAGGCUUCUCUGCAGAGACUUACAUGUUUAGUUUUCAUAAACACUUUAUUUAAUCUUUUUUAUUGUACAGCAAGGUGCUCUAAGUAAUAUUCUAUAAAUAUAUUUAAUAGAAGUUUGAGUUUGAUAUUCAUGGACAUAAAUACAUGUAUUUUUUUAAGAAACAAGUGUUGUGUAACACUAUGACAUUGCUUCUGUAGCCAAAGUAAGAACUUUCUGGAACACUGACGUGAAGACUGCAGUGAUUCUGACACUGUAUGUAAUUGAAAUAGGGUGGUUUGCAUUCUGUAACAUUCUCCUGCUCAUCGAGCGGCAUGCCUUAAAGCCGACUUCUGGAACUGUGCUCGCUGUAGAGCAGCCGGCCUGUUGGCAGAGUGUGGCCAGGCCUGCCCCUCCUCAGCCGCCUUUGGAAAUACUGUACAAUGUUAGAGUAAUUUAUUUUGCUGUACAGGGGUUUGUCAUGUAUUGACUUUAAUAUUGUAUUUUGGUAAUAAAUUUUUUGUUAAGAACA